AUGAGUGUUGUUGACGACAAAAAAGUUUCGGAGCGAGAUCUUCUCCCACCUUCAAUAUGUCAUCGGUGUGUUUACAAGUUGGAUGUGUUGUACGACUUCAGAGAAGUUUCUCGGAAGUCGGAUGUAAUAUUGAAACAGUAUUUAUCUUACACUGAACAUUUGUCAGCUAUUGCAAAGGAACAUGGUAAGAGAGUCCCUUCACCAAUGCUCGAAGAUCUUAGUAGAAAGAACAGUGAAAAUGGUUCAUGCAGUGAACAAGAGUCUGUACCAUCACCACGAAAUGACACAUCUCAGCAAGAGCAAGGAACAGGAGCUCUUGAAUUACGAAUAAAGAAGGAACCCUGUGAAGAAUCAGAACCUCUUAUUGAUGAAUCCAAGCGAAAGAAAGUAAAUGGUGAAGCAGAAACAGAUUCCUCUGAUAAUCAGGAGGUUGCUCAAAGAGUUUGUGACCAAGAAGAAGAUCCAGGAGGCAAGAACCUUUGUUCAAGUAGCUACCAUGAACAGGGAUUAGAUAUGUCUGUUGAUGCCCAGAGUGUGAAGGUGAAAAUUGAAUGCAGAGAAGAGAUGCCUACUAGUCCACAAGAAGCUGCAGAUGAAGGUUGUACUACUGAAGCACAAGUAGACGAAGAGAGUGACUCUCAGUGGACUGCCAAUGUAAAACAGCCUGCAACUGAAGCUUGUGACCUUCCACCCACUGGAGUUGGAGAAGCUAGCAACCUUUUAAGAACUCUAAUAUCGUGUAGGAAAAUGGGAAUAAGUCCAAUGGAAGCAACAACCAACCACAGUAUUACCUCGUUACAACAUUCACUCAAGUCACGAAGCAAAUUGUACUUGACCAUGGAUAGUUCAUCACCUGCUGGAGCAACAGUAUCUGAAAUGGAUAAUUCUCACUCUGUAGUUUUGGGGAACAGAACGAAUUUACCACCUUCAGAUGAAACAGCAACUCCCUUGUCAAUGGUUGUGAAGUCAGUGGACAAAAUGCGAGUUGGUGGCAUGGCCACUACUUCAACCACUAAACAGGACAGUAGUAGAAGAAAACAAAGCUAUCCCUCCAAAGCUGAUGGUACCUCAGAGCGAAAUAGUCCUGUGGGAUCUCAUAUUCCUGGUGAUACCUAUUUGCCUGACUUCACUGGAAACAACCCCUGGUGUAAUAUAUCAGCUGUCAAAUCAGGAAGGCUUGCAGCUCGUCGUAUGGAUCUUGCUUGUACAAAUUGUGGUACUAUGACAACUACAAUUUGGCGUCGAAAUCCUGAAGGAGAGAUGGUGUGCAAUGCUUGUGGUCUUUAUUACAAAUUGCAUGGUGUUAAUAGACCUGUAACAAUGCGACGUGACACCAUUCACACAAGACGACGUCGGCCAAAGGGGGAAAAAGAGAAAGGGAGUAAUCGCCAUAGAACUAAAACUGCAAAUGUUAGUAACACUACUCCAGAAGAACCAGAAGACAUGCUUGCAGCUUGGCGCAAACAAAUCCAGCCUCAUCUGAUGUUGGCGAUUCAGGCAACACCACCUGAAGCUCGUGAACCUACUCCUCCUCCUGGAUAUAUGCUUCCAACAGGAGCAGAUUCCAAUUUCACAGCGGUACAUGUGAAAUCUGAACCAGCAGAUUCUGAAGAUGAAGAGGAGAAUCUUGCUGACUUGCCUCUUAAUCUUGUUGCUACCACUCUCUCAGAACCCCAGUGACUGUGAGUAUAAGCUGCCAAGUGCCUGCUUCUUAAUUGUGCCUGGAGUUGUGUGCGAGUUUACAUGUUGUUAAUGCAAAGUUAUUUACAACUUUGAGAUAAUUUACUUAUCUUUUAGAUUCACUGUUUUUACAGUGUGAAUGCAAAACCUGCUUGUUAAUUUUUUUCUGUCAUCCCAUUUUAUUUAAAAACUAAAUUAUUUUAUUUUUUAUAAUACGUUUAGGCAAGAAUAAUCUACUAAGAAACAUGAUACCUGAUAUUUCUGUCAGUGUGAGUUGAUGAAACUUUAUUUCUUCUGAUAAUUGGUUCGGUUUCUUUAAAAAAAAGUUUCAUUUUAGAAGGAAUAAUUUAUUGGCAAGUGAAAACGAACUUGUUACUUUCUCUGUGGUUUAUUUUUAGCUUUGUUUCAUCUGUUUUGACUUCAUUUCUUACAUCUAUUUCCGUUUGUAUCAUGCAUUUUUUGUAGUGUCUUUAAAAUCCAUUUACAAGAGAAUUUAAUUACAGGAAUUAUUUCACCAGUGCUUUUUGAUCCAUUAUGUAGUAGUCUUUGAACACUAUAAUAUAAAACUUUUUUUAAAUCUUCCAAAGCACAAUGCUUUUUGUUUAACACUGCUGUCAGGUAUAAAUAAUACUGAAGCAUUUUAAGGUUUAAAUAAUACAUAGAUUCCAACUUUAUGUUAGGGAAGGCUUAUCUUUAAUGAAAAAAUAUUGAUAAUUAGAGAAAGUGGACCAAAUGACAUGUUGAUACAAAUGAAGUUGGAGUAAAAAUCAGAAAGACCUAUUUUUAAUAUUCAGGUCCUUUGCUUCAAACUUCAGUUGAAUAAUAAGUUAGACAUAAUUUCUACCUUAUUAUUGAAGUUAAUUUUAUCUCUGAUGUCUGUCACAAAUAUUUUGGCAAUGUUGUUCCUGAUAAUGCUUUGGUUGUGUCAGUAUUUUCUUUCAAUUUACCUGUACAUUAUACGUAAAAUAAUUUAACUUGGACAAAUACCUUAAAACUAUUUUUGCCUCUUUUUUUCACAAAAUAUAAUUGAAAUUUGUCCUGUUUUACAAUAAACCUUUUUCUUAUCUUGGUAUAAGUUACAAUUCAAAUGAUUCUACUUUAGUAGACAUUUUUCAUACAUGAAUGCGAUUAGUGGAUCCACAUCUUCCAAUGCCAUGAAGUCUUUGCUAUUGGUUGGGUAGGAGUGCAGAGUCGCUAACAACAUCUGGAAGUUAUUAUUUUAUGUCCCAAUAUUAGUUUAUCAAUCAAAUUAAUAAAUAAGCCAGCUUUUAAAAAGAAAAAGGGCUCUUUUCUCUUUAGCAUUAUUAAACUUUCUCUGUACUACCACAUCUAUACAAUAAAGUUGAAAUUCAAUUAAAUUUAGAAAAUGAAAUUGAUUUCUAGAAAACAACUUUUGAUUUGUGAGACUUGGCAAUUUUUACAUUAAAGAGAGGGCAAUGAAUUUGCCUUCGAUCUCAAGGUUACCUAAAAAUAUCUGAAUGCCAUCAAAUGUUCACCAGACCCAUAGUUGCUAUUCAUUCAGGUUUGGCAGAAUGUCUUUUGCUUAGUUCAUCUACAUUCAUAAAGCUAUAUUCGUUGCCAAAACACAUGGUGUGUGGAGCUAAGUAAUAUUUUACCAAAAAUAAUUCUUGUUCUUUAGCAAAUUGGACUUGUUGUCCUCUAUAAAGGAGCCAUUUGUGGGAAAUUAUGACAUCAAGUUGUCAAAAUGUACUCCUUUUGUACAGUUUUCAUGAACACUUUUAGUCGUUCUACUGUUUGUGUCUUCAAGCAAUUAUGAUUCUUUACCGUUUCAGGAGAUACUUGUCAAAUGUAUCUUGGUGCCUCAAGUUUGCUGGGAUGCAACAUUGUUAGCAUGGAUGACAAAACAUGCAUAAAAUUUGGAUGUAUUCAGGAAAGAUAAAAUUUAAUGGGAAUAAUUUUAUUUAUUUCUUGAUUAAAAGUAGGCCUAUUGCGAAUUAAAUUAUGCAUUUUAAAAGUGAACAGCAUUAGCUCUUCAACAUUUAGUAAUUGUGGACUGCCCUUUUAUCUUCAGUGUGCACAGCCUCAGCUUUAAUUUCUCUAUCAGAGAAUUAAUUUUAAUCUUCUCACAUGUCUAAAGUCGUAACAGGCAAAUAUGCUUAAUCCUGGAAAGGCUGAAGAAGAAAAAGAAUAUCCUCACAAACGUUUCAACACAAUUUGUAGCAAGAAAUGUAGUAUAUAAAUAGUAUUUUUUUAGAGAUUUCGGAACAAACUGAAUCGCUCACUGAACUGACACUUCUGAGGCAUUGUCAGCUAAUACUCCACCCCAUUUGGCUGAUUGAAGAAUACAAUUCACUGUACAGUGUGGUUUUUGGUAAUGCUCAGGUGUUUUAGAUCGCUGGUCUUCAAUUAAUAUGUCUGAAGCUUGAACCAAACUGCUCUGCUGAGAUAAACUACUAGUACCACUUAAAACAAAACAUUUUCUGAUCUGAAAUUUGGAGUUACCUUCCUCAAAGUCCUCAUAUCAUUGUGAUAGUUUCUUUUUCUUAAUUAAUAUUAACAAUUGUACUGAUGUGCCUUGUGUGAUGAGGACAUUUGCUAUGAGUGCAAAUAAGUUGAAAAAUAUCCUUGCCUCGCUAUUGUGGAAUAUUAAUCGAUUGGUAGUAGAAUACGAUAAGCAGAAGAAUGGAUAUAUAUUACUGGGAAAACAUUAAAGAGGAGUAAAGAAAUUAAUAUAUAUAUUUUUAGGAUACCAUUGAACAUUAAAUGUGGAGUUAAGAGAUCCAAAUGAGUUGAAGGGAUUUUGGAAUUAUUCAAAAAAAAACCAACAACAUGAUCUACAUCGUCAUACAGUCAUGUUCAUAGAACUACAGCAAUUGUAUAGAAAGCAGUAAAAUGUGUGUUCACCAAUUGAGAUGAAUUUACAAAAAAAUUGUUUUUCCUUUUACAUGAGCAAAGUUAGAGAAAAGUUAUUUUGUGGUCCUGGCCUCUUCAGUUACAUAAUCCUUAAGGAAGGAAGUAUUCUCCUAGUUUUGGCAAGGAUGAAAUUAGAGAAACUUUUGAAAAGAGUAAUUAUUUGCAGAUUCCUUGUUCCAUGCUAUAGCAUAUUACCACAGGUGACUGAUAUCGUUUAAAAGUUGUUUUGAACAUGACUAGAUAGAAAUGAAUUAAAAUUCAGAUUUGUACUUCAUAAAGUUGAAGCUCAUUUUCACUCUUGCUGAGUUCAAAUUGUAUUUUGAUUUUUAUUUAUUUAUUUUUUAUUGUAGCAAUGAAACUGAACCAAUUUAUGAAUAGUUUUCUAUUUUAAUACUGUUUUAUUUUCUCAAGAACUGAGAGUUGGUGAAGUGAGAGACUCGCACACCUCCUGUUCUAAUGAAGGAUCAUUAAAAUGAUCCUUCAAAUCCACCACUACCUUCACUAUUUGCAUGUGGCAGUGAUAUUUUUUUAUUAAGUAUUGUAUUUAUUUUAUUAUACCUUACAGUAUCAAGGCAGCUGCCCUGAAAUUUGUUAAUUACCAUCUGCUGUGCAGUUGGAAUUGACUAUUUUCACAGUUGGUGUAUGAAGGAAGUAGUGUUUAAAAUUGAUUUAAUUACACUGAUUAUUAGACAUUGGUGGAUAGGUGUAUGUAUAAUUUUCUCAUACACAUCAUUAUAUUAUUUUUCAUAUCAACUUGAAUCUGUCCUCUAAGUUAUUAAUGCAAAUAAUCUUGACUUAAAUUAUUUUUAAUUAUAUAUGCCUUUUGGUAUAACAUGUUACUCAUUUCAGUUAAACUGAAAACAAGAUGGAACAAGUAUGUUAUUGUGUGUUCUGUAUUUCACACACUUUCAAGGAGACUAAUAUCUUUGAUAUUUAUUAUUAUUAUUUUAAUGUUUUUGAUGAGUAUUAUUUCACAAGAGGUCGUUCUCCAUUCUUUUCUGUUGUACUAUCAGAUUUCCUAGUUAUGUAGUAUUGUUUGUAACGCAAUGCUUGCUUUUUAUUCUAUAUUAAUGAUGUAGAGAUGCAAUGUGUCCAUUUAUUUACACUUGGCUGACUUGAGGAAACUGAAAAGGGUUUUGUUCUGUAUUAAAUAUGUGUCUGAAUGAUGACAGUUUUGAACUAUUUCAUUCUUCUUUUAUACUUACAUUAUUUUUAUGAAUGUGUGUUCACUAUUGUAUAAUUUCAUGAUUGAAUGAAAUCAUGUGAAAUAAUUUGUAUAUUAGGAAUGUAGAAAGUUACACAUGUGCCUUACGAACAGGUAUAUAAUAAUUGUGUUAUUUAUGCUGGAGAGUCUGUGGAUAAAAGUUGUAAAGUAAUAUUUAUAGAUUUUGUUUUCUGGUGAAGGCAGGAUGGUAUUUUUAUAUGCAUGGUUUUAGUACAGAAUUUCCUAGAAUGUUUCUUGUGCCUUCUGAAUCAGCACUAGGAAUGCUUGAAGACUUUUGCCAAGUUUACAAAUGCAAUGGACACAUUGUAUAAUGUUGUUGGCCAUUAGUAAGUAUAUCUGAUGACAGUAUUGGCAAUGAUUUAGCCCCAACAGUCGGAAUUUAUUGGCGAGCUUCUUUAAGGCUAAACUUGUUUUGAGGUAUUUUGCUAAUGCCUAGCAUUUUCUCUACUUAAAGCUUUUCUUUAUUAUUUUAGAAUUAAGGCAAAUAUUGUGGAAGUUGUGAUUAUGUGUGUAAACAGAUCUUUACCAGUUUUUAUUCAUCUUUUGUGAGAGCAUUCAAAUAAUUUUGGUAUAAGUUUUAUUAUGCCUGUUGCAGAAAUACUCAUUUCUUAUUUAUGCUUUCAUUUAGUAGUGCUCCAAUGAGAUUAGAACAUAGACCCUUAUCAGUGCUGCCUUAAAAGGUCGUGUCCUACACUUCCUGACAGUCGAAUCCUUUUUGUGUAUUUUUGUAGUGGGGUCAUCGACAUUUUGUAAAUCUGACUUCAUGAAACUUUGUGGAAUGAUUGUGGAAAAUUACAAGUUAAUCACAAAACAUUUUCUUUUUGACAGACAAUUUUAUAAAAAACUUUCCUUAGUCAUUGAAGUCUCGUAAAGAAUCUCUUACAAACACGUUGCUAAAUAUUUUGAUUUUGUUGACCAUUUAAUGAUUAACUUCUAAGAAAAAUUACAUGGCUAAGAAAAUUUUUUUGUGAGUCCAAAAAAUUUUGCUUACAAUUUUACUUACCUUGCCAUAGAAAAGUUUCUUUUGAAGUCAGAAGUACUAAUAGGAUGUUCUCUCCUUGUGAGUAAAAAUAUUGUGUGAUUUGAGUGAGAUUAUUUAUGUUUUUCUACAAGCUUUUUUAUAUACAGUACAAUAUGUUAUUAAUAUUAUUUUAACUUUGCCGUUUUCAUGUAAAUUGAAGUAUUAACAAGUAGUUGUAUUAUUUCCAUGGUGGAUUUUUGACUGAUGAAUAUUUUUAAUACUUACGCCAUAUGUGGCACAUUGUGUGGCUUAUGUAAAGACUUGUUGACUCCUUAUUCAAAAAAAUUUAAAGAACAAACUCAUUAAAAAUCAAAUUUAAUAUUGUGCCACUUUUAUACAUGACAUUGUUAACAGAGGUAAUCUGUGUUGUUGCAAAAUGAAUCCUAGGUUUACGCUUAACAUUUUUAGAUUUUUUAAUAUAGUGAGCAUAGGCAGUUUAUUUUGCAAAAUCAUUUUUCUGUAAUUUCUCUUAUUUCUGAUUAAGGUUUCCUGACUUCACAAAUUACUUCAGAAUAAAUAAAUGAUAUUUUAAAAUUUAUUUUGUAACUUGCACAGCAUUUAGUUGCAUAGUAACUUUGUUGUUAAAGUAAGAUAUUAGGACAGACAUUUGAAAAAUGCUCUUAAUAGCUGGUAUAUAUUUUUGUGGCACUCUUGCAAAUUUGCAGAAAAGAUUUUAACAGCUCUUUCCAUGCAGCUCAAGUCUGUUUUUUGUUUUCUUUCUUUUUCUUUUUUUAUUUUUUUUAUUUUUUAAAGAAUUUUCACAUUUUUAGAAAAGGUUGUGCAUAGUUAUAUAAUGUUGACAUUUUAAUAUAUUUGUAACAGAACUUUUUUAAUGCCAUUAUCACGAUAAAUAUGCUUGUGGCUAUCAUUCAGAGAGGUAAUGAUUAUUCUACAUUUCAUUUUUAAGUUGUCAAGGCAAUCUGUCAUUGGGAAUGUGAUUUAUGAAAUCCAUAUCCUGCUUUUCAUGUUUGCUGUCAUUUUAAUUUGUUUUGUUGUAUUUCAGAAACUGUUAAAUUAACUAAGUAGAUAAUCCAGAGUUUUGAAGGGAGAAAGGCAAAUAACAUUUACAGGAAAAGUUGGUUAAUGCUGUUUUAAGUUCACAAAAACAACUCUUCACUAUGAACAUCAGAUUUACAAUGCUAAGUUGAUUUAUUAAUGAAAGUAGGACUAAUUAUACAAUACUGUAAUUAUGAACAUGAGGUAAUAUGUUGUAAGAUUGUGAUACUUUAAAGUGAAAACAUUUUCACUCUUACUAUAUACUGAUAUGAAUACACUAAUUGUACCUUUAUCAAGAUGACAGCAAACUAAUUAAGAUUGCUUUGUUAACAUCAGGGUUCGGUGACUCACAUGUACGUUUUCCCACAUGUAAUUUAUUUGGUAGCUACAUUAGUUUGUAAGUAAAGGGGAAUGUUGAAUUACUGCUACAAGUUAUCAGUCAGAUACUCAUUACAGAUUUACAGGAUAAUUUUGCUUUAAGAAAUCAUGUAAUUGUUACAAACUGUUUUUGAAUGUAUAAUGCUCUCUGUUUUUGGGAUAUUGAUCAGUAGGAAAAACAUCAAACGUACAGUAUUGUUUAUUAUGUAGCAGACAAUAAGAAAGAUAUUUUGCUAGUAAGGCAAUUUGAAGAGAUCUUUAUAAUUAUAUUUUGUAUGUAAAAGGACCUCUGUUUAAAUUUAAAAUGCACAAUUGAUGAAGGAAAAAUGUUUUGAUGUGGAAUGUUCUUUUCCUUUCUAACAAUUUAAGAAUGAUAUUUCAUUGCUCUCUAUGUGUUGAUGAAGAAGUACAUUCUGCAAAUUUUUAAUGUACUUCUUUAGUGAUAUAAAUCUCUCAGAAAGUUUUGUUUUUUUCCCCCCUGUUGUAAAUAGUAAGUUUACUGGCUGUUAAACACCCAUAGAUAGAGGCUAUAGAUAUGUAUUUUUUAAAAAAAAAUUUUAGUCUCAUUUAUAUGGUGCAUCAGUGGUGCAGGUCUGGAAGGAUUAUUUCCACAUUUUCUACUGUAUAGAUUUUAGUCUUAAAUAUAUGGUUAUAAUCAAAAUUAUUGAAUGUUGGAAACAAGUAUUAAAGACACCAUUGCCUCUUUAUCUAUUACAUUGAUUAAAAAAAUACUGUACUUUUUGGUUAAAGUGUAUUUUGUUGUCAAAUCUGUCCAAUUAGUAUUACUAGUAAGUCACUAUUGAUACCAAAAGUAUUUCGGGUACUUAAUCAUUUAAAUUGUGCACUGUUUGUAUGUUUUUCAUGAAAAGUAUAUUCAAAUUAUGAGGUCAAGAGACCAGGUUGACAGUAAUGAUAAUUAUUAGGAUAUGAAGGCUUUUAAAUCAACAUUGUAUAAUAUUGUGCAUAACUAGGAUAAAUACUAGCUUGAAAACAAGUGUUGCAGAUCGUAUUAUACUCAUACAUAGGAAGUUGCCAUUCAUUUAAUGCUACAUGUAAGAAUGACAGUCUGUCAAUUCAGGAUGCAUGAUUAGGGCAUUUGUUGGCUGUUAGCCAUUCUGUUAUUACAAAAGAACUGUCUGUAAGAAAGGUCUUUUCACACAUUUCAUAUAAGCCAAAUAGGAACAAAUUUUUAUUCCCAUUUAUUUGGCUUUGAGUCACUUUGUAAUAUGGAAACUACCAUUAAUUAUACUAUAAUAAGUAAAUGAAUCAAAGCUUAUUAAUAUCUUUUGUAAGAGACUUUUUCUAAUUAUAAAGGAAACUAACAAAGAAGCUGUAAUAUUAGAUCUGAAAUCAAGAACUUCAGUACUCUGUAAAAUACCAAUAGCAUCUCUGUAGCAUAACCAAAUGACAUGUCAGCUUGAUCAUAUUUAUAGAAAUUCUAUGCUGUAUGCAUUACAGUCUUAU
This is a messenger RNA of Gryllus bimaculatus (two-spotted cricket), 9638 nucleotides long. The record is from the annotation of a GenBank genome assembly. Lineage: Eukaryota; Metazoa; Arthropoda; Insecta; Orthoptera; Gryllidae.